Molecule: messenger RNA, 594 nt
Organism: Chrysochloris asiatica (Cape golden mole)
Lineage: Eukaryota; Metazoa; Chordata; Mammalia; Afrosoricida; Chrysochloridae
Gene: POLD4
Product: polymerase (DNA-directed), delta 4, accessory subunit
Biological process (GO): DNA synthesis involved in DNA repair; DNA-templated DNA replication
Cellular component (GO): delta DNA polymerase complex
Molecular function (GO): DNA-directed DNA polymerase activity
Source: RefSeq, a predicted model, not a curated record
AUGGGGUCCCUGAGGGUGACUAGAGUUGUGCUGGCCCCCUGUGCAUUCCAGGACUCCUACUGGCCAGCAUUUGCGCCUAUUGCCAGGAAGCUGGGGCGUCAUCCCUGGAACCUGCCGGACUUCCUCCCUCCGCUGGUCUGGGUCACCGUGUCUGCCCGUCGCUGGCCUGCUCCCUCUCCGCAGCUGUCUCUCUCGCCGCUGGCCUGUCUCGCCCCUUCCCCGCAGUCGCCUCCUUCUCCGCCUGCCUGGGUGGCCGCCAUGGGCCGGAAGCGGCUCAUCACUGACUCCUACCCUGUAGUGAAGAGGCGGGAGGGGCCCACCGGGCACUGCAAGGGGGAGCUGGUAGCUGAGCCAGGUCUCUGAGACCUGGAGGAGGGGUCCCCCAGCAGCGAUGUGGCCAAGGAGCUGGCGUUGCUAAGGCAGUUCGACCUGGCCUGGCAGUACGGGCCCUGCACAGGCAUCACCAGGCUGCAGCGCUGGCUUCGGGCAGAACUGAUGGGUUUGGACCCUCCCCCAGAGGUGCAUCAGGUGCUACAGACCCACCCCGGAGACCCCCGCUUUCAAUGCAGCCUCUGGCAUUUCUAUCCUCUUUGA